This is a messenger RNA of Solanum tuberosum (potato), 814 nucleotides long. RefSeq names its product HMG1/2-like protein. Lineage: Eukaryota; Viridiplantae; Streptophyta; Magnoliopsida; Solanales; Solanaceae. The coding region runs from base 147 to 572 and encodes 141 amino acids. The record is from RefSeq and is a predicted model, not a curated record. The transcript has 8 exons.
CCUCAGCGCGAAGAGCCCUUGUUAUCUCUCUCUCUCCUUCAUAUAGAGCCCUUUCCCACUCACAACUCAACACACACAAAGCAACGCACCAAAUCCACACAAACGAAUAAUAUCUCUCUGUUUCUACUCUCUCUAGAGGUUUCAUCAUGAAAGGAGCUAAAUCAAAGGCUAAAGCUGAUACCAAGCUUGGUGUAAGGAAGAAGGCUACUGAGAGUAAGAAAGCGAAGAACGCUGCUAAGGAUCCAAACAAGCCUAAGAGGCCUCCAAGUGCCUUCUUCGUUUUCAUGGAGGAGUUCAGGAAGACCUACAAGGAGAAGCACCCAAACAACAAAUCUGUUGCUGUUGUUGGCAAAGCUGGUGGAGACAAGUGGAAACAGUUGUCAGAUGAAGAGAAAGCACCUUACCAAGCCAAGGCUGAGAAGAGGAAGGCUGAGUACCAAAAGAACAUGGAUGCAUAUAACAAAAAACUGGCUGCUGGUGAUGCUGAUGAUGAGGAAUCUGACAAGUCCAAGUCUGAGGUACAUGAUGAUGAUGAGGACGAUGAUGGAAGUGAAGAGGAGGAUGAUGAUUAAACAAUCAGUAGGCUGUUGAAAUUCAGAAAAUGGUGGAGAAGUUCAUGUAGGAAUUGCUAUCAGUCCUUACCUUUUAUAAAUAGAUGCCCUCUUUUUUACAUUUUUUUUUAGUUUUUGUUCUUUGGGGGUUUAGUUUGGACAGAAAAGUGAAAUUCAGAUGACUUGCCUUGAAAGCUCAAGUAGUUUAUGUAAUUUCUCUAUUAUGUUGGUGUUAAUGAAAAAUUCAGCUUGGGAAUUACUUU